UGUUUGAAAGUUCCAAUUGGUUUUGUCUGGGCUCACAUCGAUUCCAUGGCAGCAGCCAUUGUUGAAGGCCUUUUGUCGAAUCAAAUGGCGGUCCAGUAGUUGGGCUUUAAACGCCCAAAUCUUGUUUCCAAUUCCUCAUCCUUUGCAUAUUCUUCGAAUUAAUCGCUGUGGCCACCUAAUUCCUUCUCAGAAUUCCCCGGAUUCAACAAAUAGAAUUGUACAUUUUUACAGUUAUGGAAAUUCUGAGAGCUGUUAAAGCCCCAAAAUCAGGAGUCCCGUUGACGGAUAAUCGAUACAGUUAUAUUGAUCGAACGAGAAAACCCCCCAGUUUUCGUUGUCAAUUGAAUUUCAGUUCCCGACGUAGUUUCCAUCGCAUUGAAACUCGGAUAUUAGUAUUGCGCAGUAGCAGUUACGAUGAAGUCGGCCCGAUUGCCCAGCAGACUUCCGAGGAUAAUCCGAUUUCUGUGGACUUGGAGCCGAUUUCCAGUGAAUCUCAGUUCGAUCGAGUCGUAGCUGAGGCGCAACAGCUCGAAGAAUCAGUAAUCAUUUUGUGGAUGGCAAGCUGGUGCCGUAAGUGUAUAUAUUUGAAGCCGAAGCUGGAAAAAUUAGCUGCAGAUUACUAUCCCAGUGUAAGGUUUUUCUCCGUUGAUGUCAAUAAUGUUCCCCAUAAACUUGUUGUUCGUGCUGGGGUCACUAAGAUGCCGACAAUACAGCUUUGGAAGGAUGGUAAGAAACAGGCAGAGGUGAUCGGAGGCCACAAAGCACAUUUCGUGGUGAAUGAAGUUCGAGAAAUGAUCGAUAAUGAAGAUGGCAUGUAAUUACCAUUUCUGUUUCCCCAACAAUACUCAGAAAAGUCGAUGACCGCAGAGCCGUGGACAUUCUACGCUCGAACAAAACAACUUGUUGUGCCUCUCGUCGUUCUACAGCUACACAGCAGCCGAUUUUCGGCGUCGUUGAGCUAAGGAUUUUGGUAAUUUUUAUUUUUAUUUUUGUUUUAUUUUUGUUUUAUUUUUACUGUAAUUGUUACUAAUUUUUACAUGGAAAAAAGAGCAAGGGAUUGUCAAUAACAGGGGAGGAAUAGAUCUUGGUUAGUGAGUAUUGUAUGUUUAGACUUCAGGGAGAUUCACAAUUCUGUUAGGAAAUUUUCAAAAAAUGAAUUAUCAGUCUACAUACUCA
Molecule: messenger RNA, 1176 nt
Organism: Andrographis paniculata
Lineage: Eukaryota; Viridiplantae; Streptophyta; Magnoliopsida; Lamiales; Acanthaceae
Product: thioredoxin-like 3-2, chloroplastic
Exons: 5
Coding region: 234-818 (194 amino acids)
Cellular component (GO): chloroplast stroma
Source: RefSeq, a predicted model, not a curated record